AGCUUCGGCAAAAUAGUUCGGAGUAAAUAACGUCUUUAUUUCUAGUUGAAUAUAUAAUAAAAUGGGAAUAGGCGAUGCAACUGUCGAAGAGUUUAUGGAAAUGGAUUGGGGAGAUCAUUCUACUGACGAUGAUGCCAAAGUGAAAACCUCAAAGCCAGAGAGAAACAAAAAGAAAACAAAGCGUAAGAAGAAACCUGCCCAACCUCAAGCUGAACAGGAUGAAAAUAUUGCUGACACAACUGUAAAGGUCAAAAAACAGAAUGAUGAAACCACAAAAAAGCAAGUGAUAAAAAAGCAGAACAAUAAAAAGCCAACUCUCGGAAAACAAUCAGGAACUUCUCAUCAAGAACAACUUAAUGCUUUAAAAGAAAAAGAUCCGGAAUUUUACAAGUUUUUACAGGACGAGGAGUCCGGUUUGCUUAAUUUUGAAGACAAUCUCGACUUGGAUGCUUCGUCCUCCGAAGACGAAGAUGCAGUUCACCAACUUCCUGAUCAUCUGGAGGAAGCAUCCGACAGCGAUGUAGAUGUUGGUAUGUCUGAGGAUGAAGAAGAAGAAGGUGAUGACAUGGAUCAGGAGAACAGGAAGAAGAAAAAACUGAUAACGGUCACAGAAGAGAUGGUACAAGAGUGGCAGAACCACUUGCUUACUGAGGUCCCAUCAAUGUCCUCGCUUCGUGAGUUAAUCAAGGCGUUUCAUGCCGCGCUUGUGAGAGUAGAUGCUGCUGAACCUGAAGAGAAAGAGAAAAAAGGGAAAAAGAGGAAAAAAAGCGCGACACCCAAGCUAAAAUACAAGGUUAUAGGUGCUGCUACAUUUAACUCAGUGGUUGGGCUAUGCAUUCGAACAAUUGUACCAACACUGGCCAAACUUCUUAACUACUUUCCUAAAAAAAUGAAGAAAACUAAAAAACAGAAAGCACCUCUCCCAUCUACAUGCAAAAAGUGGGCAAUUAUUCGUGAAGACGUACGCAUCUAUCUCGCUGAUGCGGUCACGCUUGCACGCACACUGCUCGAACCAUCAGUGACGCGUGUCUUCCUACGACACCUCCUGCUACUUCUUCCAUAUUUUAUCAGUUUCCCAAAGAUUUCGAAAACCCUGCUGAAGUUGCUGAUCCGACAGUGGAGUUCGGCAGAAAACGAGAGUGUUCGCGUUUUAGCUUUUCUUUGUAUUACAAGACUUAUAACUAUGGAAAAGGAGAGGUUCUUGGAAAAUACAAUGAAACAAACAUAUGUAAGUUACGUGGCAAACAGUAAAUUCACUUCUCCCUCCACCCUCCCAAUGAUAAACUUCAUGCAACGGACGUUUGCUGAGAUAUGCAGUGUAGAUGCCAAUGUCACCUACCAGUUUGCUUUCCUCUAUAUUAGACAACUUGCCGUACAUCUUCGAAAAGCAAUUACAACGCAAAGCAAGGAAACUCGUCAAACUAUCUACAACUGGCAGUUCGUGCACUCUAUCGGCAUCUGGUGUCGUGUUUUAUCUGUCAAUCAUCCAAAUGAAACUUUGCAAGCGCUUAUAUACCCCCUUGUACAAGUGGCCAUUGGUACAAUUGAACUUGUUCCCACGGCCCGAUUCUUUCCUCUCCGUUUCCACAUCACGCGAUCCCUGAUCUCACUUGGAGAUUGCACGAACACGUUCAUUCCUCUCCUCAACUUCAUCAUGGCUCCUCUGCAUCUUAACGAGUUUGCCAAAAAGCAAUCUGGUGUUUCAAUUCGUCCAUUAGCAUUUGAGACGAUACUAAAAUUGUCAAACUCUCAACUUAAAGAAAAGUCAUAUAGGGAUGGUGCAAUGGACCAAGUUUACGACUUAUUCAUGGCUUACUUCAACACACAAGCCCACACAAUUGCUUUCCCAGAACUUGCUGUACCUUCUGUAGUAAUGUUGAAGAAAUUUAUCAAAAAAUGCAAGAACACAAACUACUUAAAAAUGAUGAAGCAAAUAGUAGACAGAGUGCUUGAGCAGGGAGAAUUUAUCACAAAAAAGCGUUCGGACGUCACGUUUGCUGUGACUGAUGUUGCUGCUGUUGUUGCUUGGGAAAACGAAUUAAAAGGAACUGAGAUGCCGUUUACUAAACAUUAUGCCACGUACAGGAAAAACAGGGAGAGAGAACUUAGUCAGCAAAUUGCUGACAAGGACAGGAAUGUGGAAGAGAAUCUUCCGGCGAUUGAAAGAACAAAACUGAUGGAGCAGUCGAAGCCCGCGGAUCGUGAGGAGUUCGGGGAACUCUUUGUUGGAAGUUCAGAUGAAGAAGAUGCGAAAGCUGACUUUGAAAGAGCAAUCCAAGAGGGUCGCCCAAAAAAACGAAAAUUGGAUGAAAUAAUCGCUGACAAGCCACCAAGUGAAGAUUCUCCUUCUGAUGCUGAACUUGACGAUGAAGAAUAUGAUGAAAGUGAAGAGGAAGAGGAAAUUGAAGAGAAGGAAAUUAAAAAAGUGGACAUGAGUAUGGAAGCCGAUGAGGCCGACAUUGUAGAAGAUUUUCGUUUUUCCGACAGCGAUUAAUCAAAUAAAUAAACCUGGAGACCGAGUUGUUUUUCAA
Molecule: messenger RNA, 2531 nt
Organism: Ciona intestinalis (vase tunicate)
Lineage: Eukaryota; Metazoa; Chordata; Ascidiacea; Phlebobranchia; Cionidae
Source: RefSeq, a predicted model, not a curated record